GAAGAGACGGGAAAAGGGGAGGAAAAGUCAAAGGGCAAAGCCCCUGCUUUAGUGGAGAGUAGGCAGGACAUGGAGGGCAACGUGAUCAUAGCAGGGGACUCCAACAUGGAAAGGUGCAGGAGGGCAAUAGCUGAAAGGGUGAAGGGGGACGCCAGGGUCCGGAUUGGGGUGUUGCCUGGACAGACAAUGAGGGCGGUGAUUGAGGGGGUGAAAGAUAAACUAUGGGAGACAAAAGAAGGCCAAAACCUCGUGGUGAUAGCGGGGGGACUGAACGAUGUAUUACGAGGGAACGGGGGAGGGGUGGGGAAGCAGUUGCGCAGGGGAGUGAUGGAGUUGAGGGCGACAUCAGACGAUGUAGAGAUCCAUGUCUGCACAGUGCCAGAGGUGAGGGACCAGGGCGUUCACAUCGAGAGAGCCGUGGUGGCCGCAAACCGGGACAUCAGGAGACUGGGAAGGGAGAUGGGUUUCGGGGUGAUGGACAUAAAUUGGGAGGUGCGCAAUAACAGAGCGAAGGCUUUUGAGGGGACCGGUAUCCAUUUCAGCCCCUACGUGGGAAGGGCCGUUGGGUGGCGGAUGGCCGGGAAGGCGGUGGCUUUUUUAGGAGGCCCCAAAGCUCUAAGGGCUAGGAAUCCUGCCAGGAGCGAGGCGAAGGGCCCGUAG
Molecule: messenger RNA, 660 nt
Organism: Ixodes scapularis (black-legged tick)
Lineage: Eukaryota; Metazoa; Arthropoda; Arachnida; Ixodida; Ixodidae
Exons: 1
Coding region: 70-660 (196 amino acids)
Source: RefSeq, a predicted model, not a curated record